Molecule: messenger RNA, 673 nt
Organism: Prorocentrum cordatum
Lineage: Eukaryota; Dinophyceae; Prorocentrales; Prorocentraceae
Source: the annotation of a GenBank genome assembly
GGCCCCUUCAGUGAUGGCCGCGGCCCGUGCCGCCGCCGACCCUCGCGCGUGGUGCCGCGUCGCCGGCACGAACACGCACCCGGGCUUCCAGGCGCCCUGCGGCGCCGGGAAGCCAGGGCUUCCGCGCAGCCCGGAGUACUGGUUCCCCUCCUCGGCGCUCUGCGAGUCCGAGAGGCCCACCGCCCUGCCGCUGACCGACCUCGGAGGCGCGGCGCCCGAGAGGUUGACCUUCCGGUCGGACGCGUCCGAGAGGAUGCAGAGGGAGAAGCAUCACACAGGCCCCGCCGCGAGGAUCAGCUACGACUCGAUGGCCUGGGGCGCGCCACCGGCGGAGCCGCCGGGGCGGUGGGCCCCGAGCUCCGCGGCGGGAACCGCGCCCGGGUGCUGGGGCGCCCCGCCGUCGCCGAUGGGCGGCCCGUGGGGCCCCGUGCGGUGUGCCAGGGGCAUGCGCCACCGAGGCAACGCGGCGCCGCCCGAGCUGCUGAGCGGUGGCGAGGAGGCUCGCAAAAACGUCACCCUUGUCUCACCCUGCCCUCCUCUGACCAUCUACCCCCCCACGGACGACGAGGGCGAGGGCGAGCCGGAGAUGAAGGCCGCGUGGGAGCUCUGGCCCGUGCGGGCGCCGAGGCCGCGCGCGGGCCGCCCCGCCCGCGCCCCCGCCGCCCGGGAGCCC